This is a messenger RNA of Tarenaya hassleriana, 1200 nucleotides long. Its product is annotated as very-long-chain 3-oxoacyl-CoA reductase. NCBI's taxonomy places the organism in Eukaryota, Viridiplantae, Streptophyta, Magnoliopsida, Brassicales, Cleomaceae. The coding region runs from base 210 to 1019 and encodes 269 amino acids. The transcript is spliced from 5 exons. The record is from RefSeq and is a predicted model, not a curated record.
AUAUGAGGGACGAAAGGGUUAAAUAUGGACAAGAUAGAUUGCCGAAUGUUAAGGGGGCAGCAACGUCAACAUUGAGAAAAUAACAUUUCAUUCUUCAUUAUUAUAUAUAAUUCUUAAAAAUUUCUCUUAUUUGUAUCUCCCUUAUAUAUCCCUUCAACAAUAUUAAAAGAAGAAGAGAAGAAGAAAGAGAAAAUACAACGGAAAGGAAGAUGAGAAACGUGGGGAGCUCGAGCUCCGGCAGGGGCAUAGCCGCAGUGGUCGGUGUCGGCCCAAAACUCGGCCGCUCCGUCGCCCGCAAAUUUGCCCACGAAGGCUACACCGUCGCCAUUCUCGCCCGCGAUCUCGGGAGGUUGUCGAGGGUGGCGGAGGAGAUUGCUCGUGAAGAGAAAGCUCAAGUUUUCGCCAUAAGAAUAGAUUGUUCGGAUCAAAGAAGCGUAAGGGAGGCAUUCGAAGGAGUUCUGUCGCUAGGGUUUGUAGAAGUGCUCGUUUACAAUGCUUAUCAGUCCGCUUCUUCCACUUACCGCCCGACCAGCUUCACCGACAUUCCUGUCGGUUCCUUCCAAAGAUCUCUCGCUGUCUCAGCCGUCGGAGCCUUCCUCUGCGCCCAACAGGUGAUUCCGGGGAUGAUUGAAAGGGGAAAAGGGACUAUACUCUUCACGGGAUGCUCGGCGUCUUUAUACGGCGUCGCCGGUUUCUCCGAAUUAUGCUGUGGGAAAUUUGCGUUAAGAGCUCUUGCUCAAUGCUUAACGAGAGAAUAUCAAGCCUUUGGAAUCCACGUCGCUCAUGUCAUCAUCCACGGUGUGGUCGGACCACCGAGAGGAUCGGCAAUGGAAUAUAGAGGAAUGGUAACGGAGCAGCAAACGUUGCAGAGCGAAGAAGAAGGAGAAGGGGAAAGUUCGGGAGUGACGGGAAUGGACCCAGACAGGGUGGCUCAGACAUAUUGGUACCUUCAUGUCCAAGACCGGUCUGCUUGGACACAAGAACUCGAUCUCCGAUCCUCCUUCACAAGCUUCUACUAGUUGCAGCUUUAAGACCCUAGCUACUCUUUGAUUCUUCAAAAUACUCAGUCACUGAUGUCUGUCCGUGUAUGGUUUGCCGAUAAUAUUUUGGUAUAAAUAUUCUUGUAUUUCGAGUGUACAUAAUCACGAGAGUAAAGGGUUGGUUUUGGAUGUGAUUAAUUAUAAAAAAAAAUGGUUAUUA